Molecule: messenger RNA, 5994 nt
Organism: Jaculus jaculus (lesser Egyptian jerboa)
Lineage: Eukaryota; Metazoa; Chordata; Mammalia; Rodentia; Dipodidae
Product: WD repeat-containing protein 87-like
Exons: 7
Molecular function (GO): protein binding
Source: RefSeq, a predicted model, not a curated record
AUGACUGAAAAGAACUGGAAGAUCACUAAGCUAUUGCCUUCACCCAGACUUAUUCCCGGGUGGAAGAAUCUGAAACUCCUCAUAAAUAAUAUCCUGAAAGACAUAAAGAGUGAAGAAUUAAGGAAUAAUGUGAUUGUCCUGAGUGACUGGCCUAAGACCUUAUACAAGGAGUCACACCAUCCCCAUAAAAAGCCUUUUGUCUGCUUCUACUCAAUCAACAUUAACUACUUUGUCUCUUUAGACUGGGUAGAACCAUAUGAAAAACAAAUGCAGGCAGUACUUUGGACACAGGAAAAAAUAACAGAAAGGAAAGGAAUAAUCAAGAAGAUGAAAUUUCACACAAUUGCUCAAGUACCGCCCAUUAAAGCCAUGGUCCACACAGGCUCCUACCACAUGCUAAUUGUUUACUGUGGUGACAACUGUCUACGGCUCUUUGGAGACCACUCCCAAGCGUUUACAUCUCUGGGCACAGUGCCCUGUCGCUUCUGCAUCAGCUGCCUCUGUUAUGACUCAGAAACUGAGAUGCUACUAUCUGGUGCUUUGGGAGCUGUGAUUACCUGGCUCAUCUUACCAGGUGGCAAAGGCCUCCAGGUGUCUCAGACAGUGUCCAUGCCUGGGGAUGAGCUUGUGCACAGCCUCUCCCUGAGCGGCCCCCAGGGCUCCCUUCUGGCCCUGUGUGAGAACAUGGUGAGGGUCUUGACCCACCAGGGUCAGGGCCAGCUGAAAGCAGUGAGGACAUUCACUCUUACCUCCAGUGGCUCCUGCAUCACUUGCUCCUAUAGUUGUGUCUUUCAGAGCACUUUCUAUGCUGGAAACAGGGCUGGAGAGAUCCAUGCUUGGGGUUUAGACAAGGGCAACUUUCUCCACAGUUUCCAAGCCCAUUCCUCAUCAGUACUAUGUGUCUAUAGUCGGCCAGAGACUCACACCUUGUUCACAGCCGGCACUGAGGGUGUGCUGAGGGAGUGGAACCUUGCUUCUGGGAACUUGCUUAGGCAGUUGAGUAUUGAUGACAAUCUACAGCAUCUUCAGUUCAUUGAUAAUACCACCUUUUACUGCCAGAGUGCUGCUUCUUUCUCACUGUACCACCUGCCUUACUUCUACAGCCUCUUCAAUGUCUGUGGUUCUGCACCCCAAAAGCUGCAGCGGGUCUGCUGUGGCCACAAAUGGACUCGAAUCCUGUGUGCCACUGAGGAUGGUUUAUUGCGCUUCCUGUCUCCAGUAACAGGGGAUCUUCUGGUUAUCACCUGGCCUCUGAUUGUCAUGGAUAAUACAAUGGCUUGGGCCUAUGACCCAGACAGAGAAGAGCUCUUUGUAGCAAUAGGCAGCCCAGAGGUGCUGGUGUUUGAUGCCUCACGCUCUCCCUGUCCAGCCAAGUAUAUUGUGUGCACUUCAGAAAACCAAAUGGAUAAGGUACAAUGUUUGGCUUAUGGGAGGUACAAUUUGAUCAAGAACCUAAAAGGACUGAUGUUCUGUGGACACGAGAGUGGCAUUGUAAGAGUUCUCUCCCAGUACCAUUUUGCCUGCACAGAAAAGACUGUUCACUCUGGAGCAGUGUUAGCAUUAUCUACCCUGGAAGGUCUCAAAGAAAACUCCUUCCUCUGCUCCUAUGGCAAGGAUAACAUUGUACACCUGACAGAGGUUGUGCUUUUUAAGAAUGAUAUAAUGCUGCAGCCUGCUAGCAAAAUCCUCUGUGUUUCCCCAUUAAAGCAUGUGGUCCUCUUGCCAGGUGCAGUGGGUGCCAUCACCGAGGACUCCUGUUGGUGUAUCUGCCACUAUCAAGAUUCUCUGACAUCAUCAGAACCAAAACAAAUGCUGAAAGAGACAAACUGUUUGCAUGAAUGUGCUGUCACUUCAUUUGAUGUCUGUCUGUUGCUAAAACUUUUUGUCACAGGGGCUGUGGAUGGCUCAGUUCGGAUCUGGGACUUCCGUGGAAGACUUAUGACUGAGUUAGACUCAGCACUGCAUUUUGGACCACUUUGCUUUGCCAAUAACCGGGGGGACUUGCUUUUAACUUUCAACCAGAGUAUCUACAUAGUAUCCUGUUUAAAACUGCUCUCACUUACUCAACUGAAGAAACUAGACAGUCUAAGCAAUGAUGAUGAAAUACAUGAAUCCCCAAAGCCCUUCCUCCCUAGCUUCUUCUUUUUGUUUGAAAUGGUAUUUGUACCCAAAUUUGUCUUCCUGGGACAAAAGUUGCAGAAAUUACAGGGGCUAGAGACUCUUGUCAACAAACGGGUCAUUGCCUUUGAUAAUUCUGUGCCCCAUGUUGUAGAGGAAGAGAGAUGCAUAUCUUCUAUGACUCAAGAGAGACCUUGGCUCAACUUUUUGGAGGAUAACUAUGUUGAUUUGUCUACUCAUGAUCAUGAACAUCCAUGUUCUAUCCCUGCUCAGUUACAACUACCUGGAUGGAAUGGAUUGAACACCUACCGUAAAUUACAAAGCUUCUUUGGUCAAGGGAAGCAGUGGCCUUUUGCUCCGGAUUGCUAUAUCCCAAACUCAGUGGUCCGAGCCUGUCUUUGGCCUGAAGGUACCCCAAUCUUCCUACGCUAUGAUUUUUGCUUACCUCACCAAGAAAAGUACUUGGACAUGACUAGACUAUUAAGAUACCGGCCACAGUCAUCUGUGAGUCUAGAAGAUGAGGACGCCUCGAGCAUAAGAUGGGAGGAUAUAUACCAGGAGCAGAAAAGAACAUCAUAUGGUGUUCUUGAAAAUUUAACACAAAAAAAUUGGGUGGGAAGAAAAGUUAGUGAAGGGUUUAUAGAAAAUAUAAUAACGACCGUUCUCCACCUCACAGUUUACUGUUCUGCAGAGAAAUACAGGAUAUAUUUUAAUGGUCUAGCGCAAAUUUUUGCCACCUACCAGAUCUCUCCACAGUUACAAACAGAGACGGCCUGUCGCCUGCUGAAUGAUACAGCCCAUUUUAAUUCCCUUAUCCGUGAACUAGCCUGGGAGAUGCUAGAGAAGCUAGGCUUCAUUAGCCAUCUUUUUGCUAUUCCACUGGCUGUGGGAUUGAUGGACAGUGAAAAGAAUGUGCGGAGUAAGGUCUUAUACCUCAUGACCAGAUUCACAGGCAUCCAGUCCAAGAGCAUGCUGAUGUACAUGCUGAAGAAACCAGAAACUCUCCAGGAAAUGCAGCUGGAAAUGGUGGGGGAAGCCUCUCUGGCACAUCUGCUGGGGAUUGACGCUAGUGACAUGCAGUGUCUACUUACUCAUGUGCAGCAGCGGCUAAAUGAAAACCUGACCUUGUCUCAUAGAGAGGGACCAUUUCGUUUUUCUUUUGAAACUGCAAAAGAUGAUGAACUUGGGGUCAUUACUGAAGAAACACCCAUCCCUUUAUCAGAACCUGAGUCUAUCAUGGAGGUGAAGAAAAGAAAGAGACACAUUCAAGCAAAGAGAAGAAAGCUCAUUAAAAAGGUCCUGGAAGGUACCAGGAAGGACAAACAGAAAAAACUUCAGAGGGUGGCAUUGCCUUCAGAGGAUGCAGGUGAACAAAUAGAGUCCAGGGCAUCAGGGCAAAUGGACACUCAGUAUGUUGCCUUGGAGCCAGAGCUGCUGCCCAGCCCAGGCAAAUUGGAGGAUGAAUCAAAGGAGGUCAUGUUGGAGCAUUCACAGUACUCAGAAGUCCUGGAAGGCACAGACCAACAUAGCGUGGAAGGCAAAAGAGAGGAACAUAAGAAGCCAGAAAAGAAAAAGGAUUCUGGAGAUAUUUCAGAGUUGACUGUCAAAGAGCCCAAAGAGGAAGUUGAGGAGGAAAUCACACAGGUUUCUGGGACAGAAAGUGACAUAAGAGUACAGAGACCUUCAAAGAGUAGUCAUGGUUUAACUGGGAUCCCUGGACAUGUGGGCAGGUCAGACACAAGAUCCUGGCGAGAUGACAUCUGCUAUCUUGUCACUUCGAGAAUAGCAAGUUCCAAUCCAGGAAUGAUGAGGGACCUUGGCAAGGAAUUGAUAGAGGUGGCACAGAUGGUGCUCACUGACCGACAGCCCAGCUGGCAUCUUUUCCAAGAGAUCUGUCCUCUGCUAAAGGCCUCGAGUACUUCCACAUCAAAACUGGAUAAGCAAGUGAAGGGACCACCUAUCGCCAAAAGAGCUGUCAAGGGAAAAGGGAUGAUGAUACCUAGAAAACAAAAGGAUAAAAGCAUGGGGAAGAAAGAUGUGAGGUUUUCUCCAAAAGUCACAAAAAAGAAAAUGAAAAUUUCAGAUCACCAAGACUUAGAAAAAAGAAAACUUAAGAAAACAGUACAAAUACUGGGCAAACAAAAAGUGGAAAUGGUUAAGGACAAAAGGAAAUUUAUAAAUCUUGAAGAAAAAAUGCAAGAAAAAAGGAAACUGACCAAGGGUAAGAAGAAACCAACCCAUCCAGAAGAAGCAGUGACACAAGAAAAAGAAAUACUUGCUCUUCCACAAAGGACAUUAAGUACAGGAGACCAGAAGUUAGUUCUAGAAGAAAGUGAACUAACUAGAAAAGAGGAAAGACCACUUGGAAAAGGAAAGGAAGUGAUUUGGGAAGAGGAGAGUCCAACUCCAGACAAGUGGAAGCCAGACUGGGAAAAUAUUAUGGAAGUCCAAGAGGACAGAAUAAGGCCUAGGCAAGAAAGGUUGCUCUCAGGGAGGGAAGUAGAAGAGAUCGUGGGAGAGAAAGAGGAACUGGACAUAGAGGAACGAGUUGGAAAAGGGAAGGAAAAGCCCCAGGAAGAGAGACUGGUGGAGGAAAAGGAGGAAGAGGAUAGAGAGAGCUACUUGUAUGGAGAAGAGGAGGAAUCAUCUGAGGAAGAGCGAGUGCAAAAAGCAGAUGGGGAGAGCGUGACAGAGGAUGGGGAGGGCUACUUGUAUGGAGAAGAGAAGGAAUCAUCUGAGGAACCGCGAGUGCGAAAAGCAGAUGGGGAGAGCGUGACAGGGGACAGGGAGGACUACUUGUACGGAGAAGAGAAGGAAUCAGCUGAGGAACAGCGAGUGCAAAAAGCAGAUGGGGAGAGCGUGACAGGGGACGGGGAGGGCUACUUGUACGGAGAAGAGAAGGAAUCAGCUGAGGAACAGCGAGUGCAAAAAGCAGAUGGGGAGAGCGUGACAGAGGACAGGGAGGGCUACUUGUAUGGAGAAGAGGAGGAAUCAUCUGAGGAAGAGCAAGUGCAAGCAGCAGAUGAGGAGAGCAUAUCAGAACAAGAGGACAAACUAGCUCAGAGUUCUGUAGGAGAGGAGAAAGGGGUGGGUAAGCACGUCAGGGAAGAAGAGGAGCAAGAGAAACAAGACCAUAAGGAAAGGCAAAGGCAGGAAGAGGAAGAAAAGGCCAUAGAGAAAAAGCAUUUAGUUCAGGAAAGAGAGAAAGCAGGCCUAAAAGAGAAUGAAGAGCUCAAGGAAAUGAGGAAAUUUUCACAAGAAGUGAGACUAGCCUGGAGAAGAGCAAGCAAAGCUCAGGGAGAAGAGAGGUAUGCCCACAAAGAGGUGGAAACAAGUGAGGGAGAGAGACCAGAGGUCUGGGAAAAAGAAAAAAUGGAUCUAAACGAUGAGGCCCUGGCUGAGAAAAUGAGGAAAAGGUCACAGCCAGAGGAGGCCCAAGAAGAAAAAAAAGCUGAGGAAGAGAGAUUAUACAUUAUGGGAAGGAUGCAGCUUGCUGAAAAAGUGGACGACGAUUUUGAGAAAAUAAAACUACAACCAAGAGAAAAAAUUAAAGUGGUCAUAGAAAAGAGGGAGAUUGAGAAAAUGUCCCCCCCCAAAGAGAAACAGGACAUGAAAAAAGAAAAGCAAGUUAAGAAAGAGAGGGAACGCAUUGUGAAAAGCAAGAAAGCAACUGAGCAGGAGGAAAAAUGGACCACGCAAAUAGAGAAAGCAGUUCCACAAAAGAAGAAAGUGGCUCAGGAAGAGAGACUUCAGAGUGAAAAAGAGGUGAGACAGCUCCAAGAAGUAGAGGAAGAGAUUGAGGAGAAAAAGGCAGGAGAAGGAGAAGGAGAAGGAGGAGGAGAAGAAGAAGGAGGAGGAGGAGAAGAAGGAGGAGCA